Messenger RNA from Paramormyrops kingsleyae, 6323 nucleotides. RefSeq names its product F-box/LRR-repeat protein 16-like. Gene Ontology annotation, molecular function: protein binding. Lineage: Eukaryota; Metazoa; Chordata; Actinopteri; Osteoglossiformes; Mormyridae. Gene Ontology annotation, cellular component: SCF ubiquitin ligase complex. The record is from RefSeq and is a predicted model, not a curated record. Gene Ontology annotation, biological process: SCF-dependent proteasomal ubiquitin-dependent protein catabolic process.
AGUAGGAGUGCCUUUGAUCGCCUGAAAUAUCUGUCACCGGCUGUGGCAUUCACGGCUGAAAAAAGAAAUACUACAGCUUUAAGAGUGGGCUGUUCUGGGUUCCGCUGUCAAUGGGGAUGUUGAUAUCGUGUUUUAAGUCCUUUUGGGCAUCAGUCGAGGAUAUAAAUACACCGGCGAUAUCAGCUAGAGAUUGAAACAGCUAAUUCUUUCACGGAUCAUCCACUUUGAUCGAUACUUUACGAUUCCGUUGUAUGCGUAUAUCCGCACCAUUCUUGAUUUCUGCGUAUUUUGCUGUGAGGACAGGCACGCCAACAUCCAGAAUAACAUCUCCCUACGAUCCCCGAUGGAAGGUAAUAACAUGGCGAUUUCAGAUCGACCCCAGGGCAGGAGAUAAAGACACAGCGCGAAGACACAUCCGGAAGCGGCGGGGGUAUUGUUUCAAGCUAUAAAUGCUUAAGAUGUCCACCCCCAACGACCUGAAGUCCCCCUGCGUGCCGAGGAACGGCAUGGUGAAACUGCCGCCUCAGGCUAACGGCCUAGGCUCUGCCAGCAUCACCAAAGGGACGCCGGCUGCCAAGAACCGCCUGUGCCAAUCAUCCUCCGUGCCCACCAUUCUGCUUCCCCCGACUCUGCCAUAUUACAUGGAGCCCCUUCCGUCGGCGGCCUCCCUGCUGGGCUCCGAUUCGAACGCCGCCGCCGAUCAGCUGUCUCGUCAACAGCUGUCCAUGUCUUCCCUGGAGAGGCAGCUGGUGCUGGAUGAGAAGGUGCUGAACCGGCUGCUCUGCUACUUCACCAUGGCCGAGAAGUGCAUUCUGGCCCAGGUGUGCAAGACCUGGAGGAAAGUGCUAUAUCAGCCCAAGUUCUGGGAUGGCAUCACCCCUGUGCUCCACGCUAAGGAACUCUACAAUCUGCUACCCAAUGGGGAGAAGGAGUUCGUCAGCCUCCAGGGAUUUGCCUUGAGGGGCUUCCAGGCUUUCUGCCUGGUCGGUGUCUCCGACUUGGACAUUUGCGAGUUCAUCGACAACUACCCCCUAUCGAAAAAGGGAGUCAAGUCUGUCAGUCUCAAGAGAUCCACGAUCACUGAUGCAGGUUUGGAGGUGAUGCUGGAGCAGAUGCAGGGUCUCGUACACCUGGAGCUGUCGGGCUGUAACGACUUCACUGAGGCUGGCUUGUGGUCCAGCUUGAACGCACGCUUGACCUCCUUGAGCGUCAGCGACUGCAUCAACGUGGCGGACGACGCCAUCGCCGCCAUCUCACAGUUGCUGCCCAACCUGUCGGAGCUGAGCCUGCAGGCCUACCACGUGACCGACACGGCCAUGGCCUACUUCACGGCUAAGCAGGGCCACACCACCCGUACGCUGCGCCUGCACUCCUGCUGGGAGAUCACCAACCACGGUGUGGUCAACAUGGUCCACAGCCUGCCCAACCUAACAGCGCUGAGCCUCUCUGGCUGUUCCAAGAUCACCGACGACGGCGUGGAGCUGGUGGCCGAGAACUUGCGCAAGCUCCGCAGUUUGGACCUGUCCUGGUGUCCCCGCAUCACCGACAUGGCACUGGAGUACAUCGCCUGUGACCUUCACAAGCUGGAGGAGCUGGUGCUGGACCGAUGCGUGCGGAUCACCGACACGGGAUUGGGAUACCUGUCCACAAUGUCAUCCCUACGCAGCCUCUACUUGAGGUGGUGUUGCCAGGUGCAGGAUUUUGGUUUACAGCAUCUCUUUGCUAUGAAGAGCCUACGUCUGCUGUCCCUUGCAGGUUGCCCCUUGUUGACCACUACCGGGCUCUCCGGCCUCAUUCAGCUGCAGGACCUGGAAGAGCUAGAACUCACCAACUGUCCUGGGGCUACCACUGAGCUCUUCAAGUACUACUCUCAGCACCUGCCCCACUGCAUGGUCAUCGAGUAGUGAGAGUAAACAGCAGCACUACGCAUCACCAGGACAGUCUCAUUCAGUUUAAACGUGAAGGCCGACCGAAACCGUCUUUAUCCACCCAAGGGGAAAAAAGCAAGUGACACGGAUGAGAAGACGAGAGAUGAAAACGAAACAUAUGUGCCGGUGGAACGUACGAAAGUGAAGGCUUGGCGAUUUCGGAGACCCAAAAGGAAAAGGAACGUUAAUAAGUUAAGGCAGAUUGACGUACACAUUCAAUCACACUAACAGUGUUCAAACGCAUCAUGUUUCAUGAAAACAGCGAAGCCGCUUUGGUGUGACAUUCUGUGUUUUAUCGACUAAUAAAAAGCGCAUCCAGUUUUGUCCUGCCGCCUCCUAUCCCGGGACCCGGAGUCCAGGGAAGGGGGUGAGAGUGAAGGGGAGCCCCCCCUCAUGUCUGUGUCUUCUACAAAACCAAUAGAAUGAAGAAUAGUUGCUUCCGCCUUUGUCCCUCCGAGCUGCACGCUUAAGUCACUUCUUGUCACUAUGUAUUUUUUUUUUAGAUAUAUAUUUUUUUGAGGUUAUAUUUUGAUUAGUGGGACAAUAAGAGAAGUAGCUGUGGCAGGCAACGAGCUAUUGGUAGAAGGUACUGCGGUAUUCGCAGUGGCCUCAUUAUGAGGUCGUUGUGCUGCAUGAAGAUGGAAGAGUCUUUACCCUUAUUCGUGGUCAUAAAGGAAUGUACUUGUAUAAGCAUAAUAAGGCCAACUUGGAUAUUAAGACGUAUACUUUAUGUACAUCCAUGUUUGUAGUCAUAGCACUAAUGACCGAUGUUCAGCUACAUCAUAUGGCUGCCAAAGCCAGUAUGAAAGCCAGCUGUUGCGAUAUUGCACAUUACUGGUUAUUUCUUGAUAGUGGUGCGUAGCACUUGAAGUCGACCACAGCGAGUUAAGGAACGGACUGUCAGCUGUAAUACGAAAGUCAUGCAGAAAGCACCUUGGUAUCGUGGGAGCUGAUUCCCCCGAAAUAUACAGGGUGUGCUGCUGUUAGCUGGUGGAAGGGAGUCGAACGGCCAAAACUGUUUAUUUUCUUGUUUGAAAAAUUACCUUCGUAAUUGAAACCCAAGAGGUUAUAAAAAGAAGCAGUAUUUGUGAAAUGGAGUGGCCGGUCCAGUGCAGAGAGGCCGGUCCAGUGCAGAGAGGCCGGUCCAGUGCAGAGAGGCCACAUUGCCAUUCCUCCCAUCACUCCGAGGGCUGAAAUGUGGUUUUGCUCUCCAUCUCCCCCCUCUCCCCAUUUUCUUCUGAAUGUUGACAUUUCUGACAUAUCUCGGGUUGGGGGCGGCGUUCCAGACACCAUCCACACACCCCGCCUCCUUGCCUUUGUGUUCUCCUGCUGUCGUUGAGAGGUUCGCCUGUCCAGUGAGCUCCUCUCUGUUUACACCUGACCUCCUGUGCAGUGUCCAUUGUCAGGGGACGCACAGUGGCAUUAAGAGCACAAAAGGCUCUGCUGGAAACAAACAGUGGCUCUCCACGGAGCCCUCAAUCAGUCUUAAAAUCUAAAUAAAUACAUAUGGUCAGGAUUUUGAACGCAUUUCGUUCCUUUACUUUCCAGCACGAUAUUAUUUCGGGUAAAGCUACUCCUUAACAUCCAUGUUCACACCAGAAAGUCCUAUUAGAAGAGAUUCUCAGUUAUUAAAAUAACCAUGUGUUAGUCACCUCUGCAUAUGUAUUAGGCUGAUUGAUAAUCAGCAAGUUUAUUCAAGGAAACGAAUAUAAGGGAAGCGGAACCAUCUGUGAGCUAAAAGCUAAUGUAUUUCUAAGAGCUGAGGUCACAGUGAGUAAACACAGAGUGGAAACCUGUCUUAUUUUGUUUUCAGUCUAAACAAAGAUGGAUUUCUUCUCAAUAGUCGAUACAGCAAAUCAAGAUAUAAUGCCUCAGGUUAUGUCACCGGAGGUCCAGCCAAAUGAAGGCCCGUCAUUUUGGAACUCCUCGAUUUUUAUUUUUUUUUGUUUGUUUUCUAGGAGUCUGGUAGAGAGAUAGUUUAAAUGAAAUGGGAUUUGUUGCAGCUGGAUAUCUGUAAAUGGGAUAUCUGUAAAGCAGUCCGUGCAGGUGAGGAUAUCUGAAAAAAGAAAAAGGAUGGACUAAAUGGAUUCUGCUGGCUUGUAACACUUUCUACAUUAUGCCUAUGUUCUUAAUCAAGGCCAGUGUUGCUUCACAUAAUUCUUCAUGCUUCUUUAUUGCUUUUUAUUUAUUUUUCUGUGUACCUGAGUGUAAAAAUAUUUUUUGUUGUAUUUAUUUAUAUAUUUAUUCGGCGAAAGGGCCUGUCAGGCGAGAGUACGUUUUGGGUUGGGGGCAAGGGACGAAAGUGUUUUCGAAGUAUCAUUUCAGCUGUUUUUUGGGCUCGCACCCCGUGCUUAUGCUCCCGCUUAGCCAUCUGCUAACCGCACUGAACUGGCUGCACCGCGUCGCUGAAUCAGAAAUGUUUAAAAUCACAGCUUACUUAAAUAUUUGUGUAACAGCGCCGUUCCCAAGCGGCGAGACGCAGGGCGACGGCGAGGCCGAUCCGUCACGCCCCCUGGGGGGGCCCAGAUGGCCGCUGUAAACUUAGCUUUCCUGACACCUGCGCUCAGGCCGCUUAGCGACCAGGCGCCACGGCAACGCUCGUGCUCGAUUGGUGGAAGAGCAGCUAGUGACACGGAGCGAUGAUCCUGCGACUGCACAGAGCCUGGCCUCGGCAGAGCAGACUGAGCAGUGUCACCCAUGCAACUGGUCAUCAGGUUUUUUAAUGCAUAGAAGGAGACCGAUUCCAUGGAGCCCAUUACCUCCUGUUUUCAAACCAAACUAGCCAAGUUCUUAGUGUAAUGUACCUAUUUUACAGUAGUGACUGUGUGGCAGGACGCGUAACCAUUUGGCCGAGGUUUGUUCAAAGCCCAAGUUUAACUUGUUUUUCCUGUUUUUGAUUUUUUGCCCGGAGUUUGCAUUAAUGUCCUGAUACCUUUUUUGGAAACAUACAUUCUAUUAAUAGAUGCGUAGACAUUUCAGAUGAUUCCACGAUUCCACUGGGAAUUCAGUCUGGUUAUUAUAUUAAGAGCUUUCUGAGGACUUUAUUUAUUUAUUUCAUUCUGGAAGAUUCUGUUUUGGUCUGUGAUGGACAAAUGAGAAAAGGAAGAGCGUCUGUAGCUUGCAACUUUAAACCCGCAUUUGUUGACAUCACUGCACUUGAAUUAAAAGUGAAAGUGAAAGUGAAAGUGCACCUCCGUUGUACUGAUGCUUAUUGUUACAUUGGAAAACUGCUUGUAAUUGACAACAUUGAAUUAAAAAUGUCAUUGAAUUCACAGGGGGCUGAACAGCUGUUUGACUUAAUCAUCAUGUUAUAGUUUUGUUAACAUGAUUUAACAUGAUAUUACAAGUAACCUGACCACUGAAAAUGACAGGACUGUAAAUAAUCAAAACAAGUUCAUAUUGUUUUAAGAAUUUGUGCUGAUUGUUUAUGAAUAUGUGCAAGAAACAAACAUAUAUUAUCAACUCUGCAAAUAAGGUCAGGUUUUAAACAUGGGUUUUUAAUGACCUACAGACAUUUCAAUAUACGGGGUAUGUGUGAAAUUUGUAAGCAGAAAAUGAGUUCCUCCUUCAGUUCACCCCAAAAAAGUCAAACUUAUUAACUUCUUGUGUACUUUUUCUAUGUCAUUCUGAUCCUUAGUUUUCACUUUUUUAUGUUUAAAGCAUAAAUUUCCCAUUAGAGUCGGGUCCAGAAACUGAGAGAGCAGAUUCAUAAGGUGGAUUCUGUGGUCAGUUCUUUUAGAUUUGUUUUUUGGAUUAUUGCCUCGUUGAAAGGUCAAGCUAAACUUUUGUUCUUGGUGGAGAGAACAAGAAUUUAGGCCAAAAUAUUCUGUCUUAUCUAUAUUAAUCACUCCAGGACAUAUGGAUGCAAACAGCCCCGACAGAAGACCUCUCACCAUAUUUCAGAGAAGGCCUAGAGUUAUGACAUGAUUGUCAUUUGGCUGAUGCCAAACAAAAUGCUGGAUGCCUAAAACAGUUUCUGUCUGCAGUAACCAUAAAAGAAGGGUAACAGUUGCAGUUUAUUAAACAUGAGGUUUUCUUCAAUUACCUAGAGAAGGAACCUCUGUUUUGUAAACCUUUUGUACAAAUUUUCCAGAACGCUGACAUCAAACAGUGGAUUCUCUUGGCCAAGUUUGGCAGGACAGCUGAGCUCUAGAGUAUCUUCUGCUUCUAAAACCACCCGUAUGAGUGCUUGUUGGAGCAGCGUAACAGUACAUCAUUUACCUGGCACAUCAGCUUUGAUGUUUAUAAUUUAGUCUACAGAGAGAUUUGGUUCAUAACUGACAACCAAUAUCCACUGUGUGCUGGAUAAACAUGGAGAUGCAUGGUAUAUGUUAUUAAAGUAAUGCUGCCUAUUUGUCCUGACACAAUCAAUAAAUUCCUAGACAUUCUAUUGCA